Messenger RNA from Knipowitschia caucasica, 231 nucleotides. The record is from the annotation of a GenBank genome assembly. NCBI's taxonomy places the organism in Eukaryota, Metazoa, Chordata, Actinopteri, Gobiiformes, Gobiidae.
AUGCAUUACCCAAGGACUGCUGCCGCGGACAUCGACAGUCAUGCAAGACGGUACAAAGGCAUGCACGACGAGCACGAAGCUACCAUCAGUCAAUGUGGAUUCUGCUCCACAUACGCUGCCCCGGACGGCAUUGCAUUGAAAGCAGGUGGAGAGGAGGAGGCGUGGCGGCCGGGUGGGGAGGAGAGGACAGAGUGGUGGGUGAGAUGCAUGCAUGUGGCCUAUGUGCUCUGA